Molecule: messenger RNA, 705 nt
Organism: Poecilia latipinna (sailfin molly)
Lineage: Eukaryota; Metazoa; Chordata; Actinopteri; Cyprinodontiformes; Poeciliidae
Product: opsin-5-like
Exons: 4
Coding region: 206-547 (113 amino acids)
Source: RefSeq, a predicted model, not a curated record
UCCCCACUGAUAGCAGUGAUGGAGAACACAACAUGGCCGUACGCCGCAUAUGUUCCCCAAUACCUCCUGCGUGGUGAUCCCUUUGCUUCGAGGCUCUCCAGAGAGGCGGACAUCAUUGCGGCUUUUUACAUCUGCAUCAUAGGACAUCUAAAGAGUGGAGUAACCUUUUAAGCCAGCUUCCUUCGGUCUUCUGGCUGGACCUGGAAUGUCGUCCCUCUGCACUGGACACAUAAAAAUGAAAGGAAUCCUGUCUGCAACAGGAAAUGGCUUUGUCAUUUAUAUGACCAUCAAACGCAAGACCAAGCUGAAGCCUCCUGAACUCAUGAUCGUUAACCUUGCCAUUUUUGAUUUUGGCAUAUCAGAUAAAGGGAUUAAACACUUUGUUACUUUACAAAGUCCUGCUGACUUCAUGCGUUUCAAAUCCUCCCAUGAGCCAGAGAGUCUGUGGAGAGCCCUGGCCCGGCCCACCUGCUCUGUGAAGUUCACAACAUCAUCCAGUACUGGUUCACUUCCUGUCACAAGCCCCGCUGAAAAGUCCUGGAUCUGAAGGAAGUUCUGAUCCAGCUUCCACUGACAGAUGUUUAGGGAGCAGAGAGUAGGGUGCACUGGGAUACCACUAUGCCUUUGAUUUUCUGCUGAUUCCUCCAUCAGAUGACCAGCUGUCAUGUUGUUUACUUUAAUUAAAACUUGUGCAAAGUAAGAGAA